AAGAGCAAGACAUCAACCUCGCCAUCACUUACUGGGUUCUCUCGCUCUGGAUUCUGGGUUGACAAAACUAGAUCGAACGUUUCCUGCUCAUUUACAAGUCGACGAGCCGUGCAUUCUAGCACAGCGUCACACUCACAGACAGUAAAACUCUCCCAAAAUGGUCUUGACACUCCGAGCCUCUCGACAACUUCGCUCGUCAUGGCAUACUACGAGCAUGAUGACCACGAGCUUCGCCCGGUCGAUGGCUAGCAAGCCAACCCCGGACAAGUCUCACCUGGUGACCACCUACGAAGACUCGAUCUUUCCUCGAGGAUUCAAGGUAGCCUCCUCUCACUGUGGGAUCAAGAAGAAACCCGGCGUCCUCGAUUUGGGGGUCUUGGUAUCGACCUCGGAGACGCCUUGUUCGGCAGCAGCUUGUUUUACGAGGAACGUCUUCAAGGCGGCUCCGGUGCAGGUCAGCAACGAGCUGCUGAAACGUCAUGAGGGCAGGGUCAAGGGGUUCGUAGUGAAUUCGGGGUGUGCGAAUGCGGUGACGGGGACGAAGGGUUUGGAAGAUGCUUGGGCUAUGAGCGAAAAGGUCACCAAGGACCAAAAUGUCCAGGGUCAGGGUCAGGGUGGGACAUUGGUCAUGUCCACAGGAGUUAUCGGCCAACACCUUCCUAUCGACAAGAUCACCUCCUCCAUCCCCGAUCUCACCUCCAACUUGUCGUCUUCCUCCUCCGCAUGGCUCGGUCUAGCAAAAGCGUUCAUGACGACAGACACUUUCCCCAAACUCCGAGCCAAAGAGUUCCAACUCAACUCUCAGACCUAUCGUCUGGUUGGGAUCGAUAAAGGAGCGGGGAUGAUCCACCCGAAUAUGGGACCCCCUCACGGUACUCUUUUGGGUGUGAUCGCUACCGACGCCCCCAUCCACCCGUCAGCGCUUCAGAGCGCAUUGACGUUUGCAGUGGAUAGGAGUUUCAACUCCAUCUCGGUUGAUGGGGAUAUGAGUACGAACGACACCAUCCUCUGCCUAGCCAACGGAGCGGGCGCUGGCGAGCGACGGGCCAAGGAGAUUACGGAAAAGGGAGACCCAGAGGCGUACGAGACGUUCAAAGGAGAGUUGACGGCGUUCGCAGAGGAACUCGCUCAAUUGGUCGUCAGGGAUGGAGAGGGUGCGACCAAGUUCGUCACCGUCAGGGUCGAGAACGCCCCGUCAUACGAUGUCGCUAGGAAGGUAGCCUCGUCAGUGGCUACAUCCUCGCUCGUCAAGACGGCAUUGUACGGCGAAGACGCCAACUGGGGACGAAUCCUCUGCGCAGUCGGCUACACCGACGUACCGGAGGGAACUAUCUCUCCUGCCUCGGUCUCGGUCUCCUUCAUCCCGCCCGCCAAAUCCUCCAACCCGACCCCGUUGAGGUUGUUGACCAACGGCGAACCUGAACCCUCGAUCGAUGAGAGCAGGGCGAGCGAGAUUUUGGCAGAGGAGGAUCUGGACAUCUUGGUCGAUCUCGGGGUGGAGGGUGGAGAGGCGGCCAAGUAUUGGACGUGCGAUUUCAGUCAUGAAUACGUCACUAUCAACGGAGAUUACCGUACAUGAACGCCUUUAUAUCGAGCCUUCGUCUAUCUAUGUAUGGGCCCGGUGUUAUAUCUCUCGCUUUCGAACGAGACUACGAGUCAAUAAGUCGAUGAUGAAUAAUUAGACUAGCCGUUCGUGUGCCAAUCGAACCAUUGCUUGCCGAUUUUCGCGGAACUUCUGGUGGUAGGAU
Messenger RNA from Filobasidium floriforme, 1748 nucleotides. RefSeq lists its product as uncharacterized. Gene Ontology annotation, molecular function: L-glutamate N-acetyltransferase activity, acting on acetyl-L-ornithine as donor; L-glutamate N-acetyltransferase activity, acting on acetyl-CoA as donor. Gene Ontology annotation, biological process: L-arginine biosynthetic process; L-ornithine biosynthetic process. Gene Ontology annotation, cellular component: mitochondrial matrix. The record is from RefSeq and is a predicted model, not a curated record. The transcript has 7 exons. Lineage: Eukaryota; Fungi; Basidiomycota; Tremellomycetes; Filobasidiales; Filobasidiaceae. Bases 158 to 1579 code for a protein of 473 amino acids.